AUGGAUCCACCACUUUGUGCUAAUGGCUGUGGCUUCUAUGGUUCUGCUGCCAACAAGAACCUUUGUUCAAAGUGUUACGGAGAUUAUCUCAAAGGAAAAUUGAUCAAAUCAAAGGAUGACAAGAACUUGAAUGAGAAAGUUAUUGUUCUUGAUCAUUCAUCUAGUUGUCGUAAACCGUGUGAUUGUUCUGAAGAAUCUAUGAGUGAGGGUAUGGCUAAUGUUUGUCUAACGGAAGAUGGAAGCAUGAGUGAGAAGAAAAAGAGGUGCAAGAGCUGCAACAAAAAGGUUGGACUAAUAGGGUUCGAGUGUCGUUGUGGGGAUGUGUUUUGUGGAAGACAUAGAUACCCAGAACACCAUGCAUGCAAAGUUGAUUUCAAGCAAAUUGCUCGUCAGGCUUUGAUUAAACAAAAUCCACUGUGUAAUGGCGAUAAGUUAGAAGAUAGAAUUUAG
Molecule: messenger RNA, 450 nt
Organism: Cajanus cajan (pigeon pea)
Lineage: Eukaryota; Viridiplantae; Streptophyta; Magnoliopsida; Fabales; Fabaceae
Source: RefSeq, a predicted model, not a curated record